Messenger RNA from Durusdinium trenchii, 2223 nucleotides. The record is from the annotation of a GenBank genome assembly. Lineage: Eukaryota; Dinophyceae; Suessiales; Symbiodiniaceae.
AUGGAAGCUGGCACCUCUUUGCGCUAUUUUAGUGGCGAAGACUGCGACCAUAGAGAGUAUAGAAGAUGGAAACAAUGGGCUUUGAACAAGAUGCGCACCAUGGACAAGCUUCCUGAGGAAGCCAGAGGCUCGUUCCUGUGGACGCUUCUGACCGGCCGUGCUCUGGAGGUGGUAGAGCAUUUGAAGGAAAGUGAUUACCAAGUCAAGGGCGGCGAGGAGACCAUCCUCGACCUCCUUGACAAGAGAUGGCCAGAGCUCGAUCGCACAGACGAGAUCGGCGAGAACAUCGCCGAUGUGUUUGCCCUCAAGGCCCGGGAAGGCGAGAGCAUCCGACAGUGGUGCGCCCGCUCUCGGGAAUGCUUCGACAAGUGUGCCCGCAAGACGGGCGUCAAAUUCCCAGAAGAGGCCCGCGGCUGGAUCCUGCUCAAUUGCAGCGGGAUGAACGAAGAGCAACGCGCUGUCUGUUUGGCCAGGGCCCAAGGCGAGUUGAAGUUCGACACCCUCUCGCAGUCGAUGCGGUCGUGCUUUCCGGAAUACACUGAUAUGAAGAAGAGGCUGUUGGCCGCCACCUGGCGGGAGAAGCGAGCUGAACUGAACAUGGUCCAGAAGGGCCGGAAGUUUUCCACAGAAGUGUUGUUGGUGAGCAGCCCCGGUUUCGCAGUAUUGGACAGCGGAUGUGGGAAGACCAUCAUUGGCCGUUCCACGCUGGCGGCUUUUCAAGAGAUCUGGCGCCAGCAUGGGGUUCCACAGCCUGCGGAAAAGCCUGAACAGAACUGUUUUCGUUUUGGAAAUGGUGAACAGGAAGUCAGCCAGACCAUCGUGGAUCUUCCAGUGUUUUUGGCUGGACGUCCUGGCUAUGUGAAAGCCGCCGUGGUGAAAGGGAAGGCACCUUUGCUUUUGUCGAGACCAGCAUUGCAAAAGCUACAGGCCCGCUUAGACUUCGAUCGAGAUCGUUUGACCUUGUUUGAAGGUCAGUUCGAAGUGCCUCUCGAAGUGAACAGUGCCGGCCAGUAUACGAUCCCUGUCACGGCCUUUCCACCGAAUGCUCAAGCCCUGUUUCCUGCCGCGCCCAUGGUUGAGCCGACACCGAAUGAAUGGACCAUCGUGAUUCGUGGGUUGAGCCUCACUGUGCACACUCCAAGCAUGACAGAAGAGCAACUCAAUGUCAUGCAUUGGAAGGCCAAGCAGCACCGUCAGUUGAUGGCACAAGUCACCGCUGGGAUUUCCGACGCAGAGCUGACCGUGAACAGCUCAAGCAUCAUGUCCAGGUGGCUCUCUGAUCCGCAAGGCAUGCCAUCCGAGAUCAUUUGUGAUCCGCACCGUGCUAACAUCGCAGAUGCUUUUUCGUCCAUCCUUGAACAGGGCGGCGCCACGUUUAAGCUGACCGCGGCCGACGCCCAUUGGCAGUUAGGACAGCCCCAAUCGGUAGCUGAAAGACUUCAACGAUCACCAGUGCAACCAGACAUCAUCAUGACCGAGGGUUCGAAGCAUUCUGGUGAAGCCAGCGAAUCAACUUCAGUGGCCGACAAAGCAGCCGAUUUUCGUGAAGCUGAGCCGGCAGUCGAACAUGUCCGAAAGCCCAAAGACGGUGUGCCCGAGCCUCCGCCUCACGCGGAUGAACUUGACCCAAGCACCGGCUAUGGGCCAGCCAGUGCCACUGUGAAGAUGACCCAGGCAGAGUCCGAAGAGUGCUGCAAGCUUGUGCUGAAGGCACGCCAGUGUGGAGUGUGGGACGAGAUCCUGCGCCGAGUUCGGGAUUAUGAAGACAUCCGUCUGGAUGAAGCAUGGUUGGGUGCGAAAUCCGGCCCCAUGAGCGACGGUGCCAAGCGUUUGAGGGAUGAGAGAUCUUGCUCAACCGCUCCGACUUACAGUGGUGGAUCCAUGGCUUUGGCCACAGCUGCCCCGACGCCGUCGACAGCCAAGAUGCCCGGCACCCCGCAUGCCGAAGCUGACAAGUACCCACCAGGCAUUUCCAGCCUUGAGCAGUGGGGAAAGUGCAUGGUGGCUUUUGGUAAGUACAAGGGAGCCUUGUCGUAUUCUGAGCUGUUCGAAGGAACCGCCGACGGAAUGGCUGGGUACCGUGCUUGGUGCCUGAACCAUGCUCAGUCCGGCUCCGCAGCCCUCAAGGACUUGGUUGCAUACCUUGAGAUCCGUGGUUCGAGUGCUGGAGGAAGCCAGGAUGUGAUCCCCGGAUCAUCCAUUGCCAGGACUUUUAAGACUUGA